AGCAGGACGGCGGAGCUGCACCGCCCGGAGCCCAGCGGCGAGGAAGCAGGGCAGCGGGGAGGCAGGGCGGCGGCGGUGCACAGGGUCCGGCCAGCGGCCGCAAAGGUCUGGACACACGAAUCAGAGCCACGGGCAGCGGCAGCCCAGAUCACGGAGCCCGGCCACCGCAGCGCCCGCAGCCGCGAGCGCGCCGAGGACAGUGCGAGGGCGAGUGCCCGUGGGCGGGGGCGCGCAGGCCCUGCCCGCCCCUUCCGUCCCCACCCCCCUCCGCCCCUUCCUCUCCCCACCUUCCUCUCGCUUCCCGCGCCCCCGCACCGGGCGCCCACCCUGUCCUCCUCCGGCAGGAGCGCUGUCCGCGGCGGCAGCCGGAGCGGGCCGGGCCGGGCCGGCGGGCCGGGGGAUGGCGCUGCUGGACCUGGCCCUGGAGGGAAUGGCCGUGUUCGGGUUCGUCCUCUUCUUGGUGCUGUGGCUGAUGCAUUUCAUGGCCAUCAUCUACACYCGAUUACACCUCAAUAAGAAGGCGACAGACAAACAGCCAUAUAGCAAGCUUCCAGGUGUCUCUCUUCUGAAACCACUGAAAGGGGUAGAUCCUAACCUCAUCAACAACUUGGAAACAUUCUUUGAAUUGGAUUAUCCCAAAUAUGAAGUACUCCUUUGUGUACAAGAUCAUGAUGAUCCAGCCAUUGAUGUAUGUAAGAAGCUACUUGGAAAAUAUCCAAAUGUUGAUGCUAGAUUAUUUAUAGGUGGCAAAAAGGUUGGCAUUAAUCCUAAAAUUAAUAAUUUAAUGCCAGGAUAUGAAGUUGCAAAGUAUGAUCUUAUAUGGAUUUGUGAUAGUGGAAUAAGAGUAAUUCCAGACACACUAACUGACAUGGUUAAUCAAAUGACAGAAAAAGUAGGCUUGGUUCAUGGGCUGCCUUAUGUAGCUGACAGACAGGGCUUUGCCGCCACGUUAGAACAGGUGUAUUUUGGAACUUCACAUCCAAGGUCCUAUAUCUCUGCCAAUGUAACUGGUUUCAAAUGUGUGACAGGCAUGUCUUGUUUAAUGAGAAAGGAUGUGUUAGAUCAAGCAGGAGGACUUAUAGCUUUUGCUCAGUACAUUGCUGAAGAUUACUUUAUGGCUAAAGCAAUAGCUGACCGAGGUUGGAGAUUUGCAAUGUCCACUCAAGUUGCAAUGCAAAACUCUGGUUCAUAUUCAAUUUCUCAGUUUCAAUCCAGAAUGAUCAGGUGGACCAAAUUGCGAAUUAACAUGCUUCCUGCUACAAUUAUUUGUGAGCCAAUUUCAGAAUGCUUUGUUGCCAGUUUAAUUAUCGGAUGGGCUGCCCACCAUGUAUUCAGAUGGGACAUUAUGGUAUUUUUCAUGUGUCAUUGCCUGGCAUGGUUUAUAUUUGACUACAUUCAACUCAGGGGUGUCCAGGGUGGCACACUGUGUUUUUCAAAACUUGAUUAUGCAGUUGCUUGGUUCAUCCGAGAAUCCAUGACAAUAUACAUUUUUUUGUCGGCAUUAUGGGACCCUACUAUAAGCUGGAGAACUGGUCGCUAUAGGUUGCGCUGUGGAGGUACAGCAGAGGAAAUCCUAGAUGUAUAACUAUGGCUUUGUGACUGUAUAUAAAAGAAAAAAGAGAAGUAUUAUAAAUUAUGUUUAUAUAAAUGCUUUUAAAGAUCUACCUUCAGUAGUUUUAUCACAUGUAUGUUUUGGUAUCUAUUCUUUAAUUUAUUUUGCAUGGCACUUGCAUCUGUGAAAAAGAAAAAAGAAAAAAAAACACAUCUGUAGUCUUGGCCAAAUGGUACUCUUUAUUUUGUGGAAGUAGAGAAUCAAGAGAAUUGGUUCUAGGAACCUUGGUUUGUUUUUUGUUGUUUAUUUUUUUAAACAAAUAAAUAUAUAUAAAUAUAUAUAUACACACACAUAUAUGUAUAUGAAUGCUCUGCAACAGACACUAUGACAGUAUCCUUCAGUAGAGAAAGUUUCUUAUUUGAGUCCUCUCUCUCAGCUCAUGGAUGAGCAGAUGGCAGCGUUGUUGAGGGUUUAGGAAGGCCAUGAGCUUUCACAUCUUAAGUGAAUGGUGUCAUGCAGUGAACCACCCAUGGUGAGGUACUAACUGAGAAACUUUUUCAUGCUUUAUGCCUACCUCUUGUAGUUGUUGCAGAGCAAAUAUAAAUUGUAAUAAGGUAGCUAGGCCUUACAGAAACAAAUGGGAAAACUUUUAAAAAAUAAUUAUAAUAAAAGAGCUGGAGUCUAGUAUUUAUAUGGAAUCUGUGAGAGUUUUUUGUUUUUUUGUUUUUUUUUUUUUUUUUUGGUCUCACUGCAAUGAACCAAAAGGGGCUGAGUUUGGUUUUUAAUUGUAGCCAUGUAUUGAAGGCAUCUUUUUGACCAACUCUUGUUGGUUCUGUCUUGAACCAUUGUUAAUCACUGUGCUGUAAUUAGUAUAGCUGAAUCUUUCCUUCCCUGCUCCUUGCUGGGCCCACCCCAUCUUUCCUUAACUUUUUUUUCAGGGGGGGGGUGUUGGGGUGAUUUUGUUUUAGUAUGAGUGGAUGUUUUGAUAGUUGUCAGGAAAAAUGCAUUUCAGAUACAUUUCACACAUGAGCUAUUUUCUUACACAGUAUGUCUUAUUGUUAAUAAGAAUGUAAUUUCAUGAUACAGGUAUUUAAUAUCUUUUUUAAGUAAGUAAAUAUUCUAGCCAUCAAUAAAUAAAUUGCAGUAGAGUAUUAAUUAAGAGGGGACAGGAUGAGUUUUACUCUUAAACUCAAUCAGUAUCAAACUAAGUCUACUGUGUGUUUUUUUUUUUUUUUACUAUGAUAGUCUAGUCUUAUUUAAAUUGGAUUUUUGUAUUCCAGUUUGUAUGACAAAAUAGACUAGAUCAGUGCUAGUUGUGAAUGCAUGCUGUACUUCACUCUUCUCUCCCAGUCAUGCAGCUAAACUUGCUUGUCAGGUUGUUCUUAACUUGUGGUGAACUGGACUUGUUUUUGUUUAAAAAUAUAAGGGACAGUGCAUAAGCCUUUUUAUUAUUAUUAUUAUUAUUUUGGUAGUGGUGGUCUGCUUUUCUUCAGGAUUGGGUGGCAUAUUGUCUAUAUGAUGCCUACUGCAGGGCUAACACUGGCAAUGUGGCAGCUUCGAAUUCUAAGUUACUACAGGUUCCRUGUCAAAGCAUAAAAAGUAGCAUAUUAGCAAUAACUACGUAUUUAUAGAAACUUCACUUUACUGAGCCAACUCAUUUAAUUGUCUAAUAACUAUACACAUUAAAUUGCAAUAUAUCUAUAAAUGUGUAUAUUCUACAUACACAUUUUAUUGAAAUUUUUCU
This is a messenger RNA of Urocitellus parryii (Arctic ground squirrel), 3296 nucleotides long. RefSeq names its product UDP-glucose ceramide glucosyltransferase (gene Ugcg). Lineage: Eukaryota; Metazoa; Chordata; Mammalia; Rodentia; Sciuridae. The record is from RefSeq and is a predicted model, not a curated record. Gene Ontology annotation, cellular component: membrane. Gene Ontology annotation, biological process: glucosylceramide biosynthetic process. Gene Ontology annotation, molecular function: ceramide glucosyltransferase activity.